This is a messenger RNA of Candidula unifasciata, 1070 nucleotides long. NCBI's taxonomy places the organism in Eukaryota, Metazoa, Mollusca, Gastropoda, Stylommatophora, Geomitridae. The record is from the annotation of a GenBank genome assembly.
GGGCGUGUGCCAGGCUGCAGGUUUCUGGGGAUCACUUCACUUAUAACGGACAGCGGGUGUUUCUGUCUGGGGGAAACCUACCCUGGAUCAACUACGCCUAUGAUUUUGGUAACGGACAAUGGGCUGGAGUCAAAGCUCGCGCGGAAGAGCAGUUUAAGCUGCUUAGUGAGGCCGGUGGUAACUCUUUGAGACUGUGGAUCCACAUCCAGGGAGAAACUAGCCCUAAUUACGACAGCAACGGUAACGUCAUCGGCCUUGACGCGAAAGGGACCUUCAUCGACGACUUCAAGGACCUGCUAAACCUGGCCAAAAAGUAUAACAUCUUCGUCUUCCCUACCCUGUGGAACGGUGCCGUCAACCAGGACGGACAAAACCACCUUAACGGGCUGGUCACCGACGCCAAGAAGCUGCAGACCUACUUAGACAAGGCCCUGACCCCUCUGGUGCAGGCGGUCAAAGGUAACCCAGCUCUGGGAGGAUGGGACAUCAUCAAUGAAAUAGAGGGGAUGCUGAUUCCAGGCCGAGAUGUGUCCGAGAAGUGCUACGACACCAAGGUGCUGGCCAACAGCGGUGUGGGCUGGGCCGGGCAGAAGUACAAGUACGAGGACGCUCUUAGAUUCAUCAACUGGCAGGCGGCGGCGAUCAAGACUGCAGACCCCGGAGCUCUGGUCAGCGUGGGUGUCGCUAACCCCAUCACAAACACGGAUCAGUUCGGGAGAAUCAACCACUACACGGACGAGUGCCUGAUCAAAGCAGGCGGCAAGUCGAACGGAAAGCUGGACUUCUGGCAGUUCCACUCCUACGACUGGCAGGGCAACUUUGAUGACGUGGCUCCCUUUAAGCACUCGUAUGCCGACUACAAAACGGACAAACCUAUCGUGAUCGGGGAGUUCUGGGAGAAACAGGGAGGCGGUAUGAACAUCAACCAACUCUUUGACUACAUCUACAACCACGGCUACGCUGGCGCCUGGAGCUGGGAUCUGGUAAACGAGGGCGGCAACCAAAGACCCGGCAUUGCCCACAUCAAGAGUUACACCAAGAACGGGAAAAUCCCCGUCACCAUUUCAUAG